AUGUCUUCGCACUUAGUCUUCGUAGCUCAAGAUGGAUCUGGCAACGCAAGUCCGUCACAACGACAAGCCAUCCGAAGCCAGUGCAUGAAAGGCCGGAACAAACGAGGUGAUUCACGUCGAUCAAUGCGGGAAAAGGCCAAAGAUCAGCGGAAGGAAGCUCAUGAAGAUACCAAUGUGCUGCAUUCAAGAAAGCAGACUUGGUGUCCGAAUGAUGCCAACGCGGCCGCUAUCCGUCGAGAGAGCAACCAAAACCAAGCCAUUUGCUUAUCUGCGGCAGCUCAUUCAUGCCCGUCAACAUCUGCUCACGCGAAUUAUUGUCACCCAGAAAGAUCUAGCCUAAGAUUUACUGCUCUGGCUGGCGACCUCAGCAGCGAGUCCGAGAGACUCAUGUCUGACUUUCUGGCUUAUGGCGCCUUCAGGAAUGGAGCUUACCCGGUCGAGCUCUGCGUGGACUUCAAGACAGUCGAAGGUGCCUACAUACCGUGGCUGUUCACAGACCAAGCGUUUGUUUCAUCGGUGUUGUUUUCAUCCUCCGCCAUGCACGACUUCUUGCUAGGACGACAGCUUACAACGGAUACGUUGUACCGCCUCCGACAGACUAUCGUAUUGCUGAACGUGAGGCUUGCUUGGCCUGAGUCGCAAUGCUCGGACUCGACUCUGUAUAUCGUCAUAACGCUGGCAAUGCUUGCCGCCAUAUUUGGGGACAAGUCUGCAGCAGCGAAACACCUGGCUGGUCUUAGUCGUAUCGUCGAGUUGAGAGGCGGUCGAAAGUUUCUCCUUCGGAAUACCAAGAAGCAUUAUAAGCUGAGCAGUAUGGAUUUGAUCUGGUCUGCUCACGCUGGGAGUGCUCUAUAUUUCCCGUGCGACGAGCUUAGCUGGAGUGGCGCCCUUGUCGGCCCUCGUUACUACAAUAUUGCUCAAGCUAAUCUCGGGAUUAUGCCACCACAAACCGACAGAAAGCUAUGCAAGAUCUAUGACGACCUGAGCUACCUGUCGCGCCUACUCAAUGAGGCCUUUGAAAGAGGGAAGAAGCUCGACGGCGAUAGCUUUCAGCAUUGGUUCAGCUCUAUACAAUCACGUCUCGUAGACUUGAAGUGUACUCCUGACGAUUUGAGCUCCGAAUGCAUACGCUUGGGCAUGAUCGCGUACCUAUCGGCGACGUUCCAGUUGCCGGGAAGACGGAUGGAACUUCAGUAUCUGGCUUCGCACUUCUGCAGGGCGCUUCUUACCUCGUUCAAGACGUCGAGUAUAAGUGGUCCGCUGCUGCAAUGGCUUGUUGUCGUCGGCGUCGCCACCGUCUUCGAUGCACGAGAAGCAUGGAUUCAAGAAGCGUGGUGGAGCAGCAACCCUGGGAUCGAAUCCUGGGACGAGAUGCGAGCAAUAAUGGAGUCGGUCAUGUGGAUCAGCUGUGUGCAUGAUGGUCCUGGUAAGCAAGCCUUUACUGCGCUGAGUAGACCCGCUUCAGAACAAACAUAG
Messenger RNA from Recurvomyces mirabilis, 1476 nucleotides. RefSeq lists its product as uncharacterized. Bases 1 to 1476 code for a protein of 491 amino acids. The record is from RefSeq and is a predicted model, not a curated record. Lineage: Eukaryota; Fungi; Ascomycota; Dothideomycetes; Mycosphaerellales; Teratosphaeriaceae. The transcript is spliced from 3 exons.